AUGGAUAUGUCAAAUGCAGAAACAAUUAAAUUUAAUCCAAUUGAAGUAUAUGAAUUUUUAAAAGAUAUUAAUCAAGACUUUUCUAUAAAAUAUUUAGAAACUACUUGUUUAAAACCAGACCUUGAUUCUAAACAAUGUGAUAUUUGUAAUCUUCUUAUUUAUGCAUAUCAAGAUCGUAUUAAACAGUUAUCCAAUGAAUCUGAACGAAUGAUCAAAGCUAGACAACAAGAAAUCAAAGAUAGUCAACAACAAAAUUGUAGAGGUAUCUUAUGCUUUACUAAAACAACAGAAAAAAUUUUCAACUUAACGUUUAUAUAUAAAGAACAUAAUUGCUAA
Molecule: messenger RNA, 336 nt
Organism: Rotaria sp. Silwood1
Lineage: Eukaryota; Metazoa; Rotifera; Eurotatoria; Philodinida; Philodinidae
Source: the annotation of a GenBank genome assembly